GCUGAACGACCUAGCUGAAGAAGAUAGACUCUGCCUUAUCUUCGCUAUGUCGGAGCCAUUCCUGUAUUUAGUCGCUUGUCUCGAAAUACUGUCCGCCAUAUUUUAUUUUGUGAAGUGUACAGACGUGUGACGUACAGGUCAUAUGAUCAAAUUUCGAAGCGUUUAUGGCGGAUGAAUCGGAAAGUUGCGACUAGGACAGUUUUCCGAGCGGAAAAAGGUACAAGGAGGUGUUCGAAGUACCUUUUAUCUGUUUCAAUGUGUUACCUGAGGCAUUUAGACAGUAUUCCGAAAAAGUGACUUUUUAGCCGUCAGCUACCCUUUAAUAUUUAGCGGUAAAUUCCGGAGGCUGAUCAUCUCAGGACAAACAAGGUACGUAAUGGCGACGAUCAACACAGCACUUCUUGAUACUCUGCUCGUAUCGUUCGAAUCAAAUGCAUUGCCGUUAUUGGCACUUUUUGCAACGUUCCCCAUUCUAAUCGAGUGCGACAAUGUCCGGGGUCGAGAUUGCCAAACUGGUUGCAGUGAUGAUCAGGUUUGCUGCCUCACCUGUUCCAACGAUUAUUUGACCUGGAGCAGUAUUGAAAACCUAACUGAAAGUUUCAGCUGCAGUGUGAACUGUGUAAAUGAUACUAGCUGUCUUGGUUACCACUGUAGGUCUCGUUUAGACUGCGGCUCAUCUGAACAUUGUCGUAAUUGGACAUGCCAUCGAAAAGAUAACUGCUCAAAUUUUAGUCUUUACGACAAUUGCAAAGCAUGUGGAUGUCAAGAGUGUUGUCAUGGUAUGUGCGGAUGGUCUGAUGCCUUAUGCAAUUCCUUAACAACCUUAGCGGUUUUUGGAAUAAUGUUAUUCGCGAGUAUAUUUUUUAAUUGCGUUCAGACGCUGCUUUGUCACGUAUGCAACUGUAAGAGUGGUUCAUCACAGCCGGAAGGAAGUAGGGCAAACAUACCUCGAGACAUAGAGAUAAUUGACUUGGAGAGAGAAACAGAUGUACAGACGUCACAGCCGGAAGGAAGUAGGGCAAACAUACCUCGAGACAUAGAGAUAAUUGACUUGGAGAGAGAAACAGAUGUACAGACGAGCAGCGACGAGCAAGGGUACUGUAACCAACAAAUAUUCGGCUACUCACCACCUCACGUUCCUUCUCCGACUAGAUUUAGUCGGCUCACACCUACAUAUAUGCAUCGCCUUACAGCCGAAGCAAAUGAACUACCUCCCCCUCCCCCUUACAGUGAGGUAGUAGAGGAGGGCUCUAGAACUGGAUUUUCAGGAAGCUAUUUGAAUCAUUUUACCGUGUUGGAAGAAGAUUUACCUUUGGAGAGAAGUCAGCUAUCACCUACACAUAUGCAUCACCUUGUAACUGAAUUGAAUGAACUACCUUCCCCUCCCCCCUACAGUGAGGUAGGGGAGGAAAGAUUUGGGGGGGAGGGUCCGGAGCGCGACUAAACCACGUCACAGUGUUUGAAGAUAGUACUUCAAGCCAGCAACGUAUAAUCUAUGUGCUUAUUAAAUAGUAGCAUAUGUGUAACCUCCCCCUUACAACCAGACAGCAGAGAAGAGAUCCGGGGGUGAAGGCGACGCAAACCAAACCAGGGAGGAAGUUCCAGAGGAUUAGGAUUUAUCGUGAAAGUAUAAAAACGUGCUGUAUGAUGGAACCCAUUUAUAAUAUACUCAAACUUGAUAUCUUGUUCUUUAUAUCUGAUUUGUAAACGAUAAAUAUAACGUAGAAAUACAGGCUACCCAGCCCCUCUCUAAAUGGAGGAGCACACUUCAAUAGUACCCAGUGCAUCUCUAAUGAUUCCGUUUAUGCUCUGGUGUCCUUAGUAAAAGGUUUUUAUAUUGUAUAGGCAUUGAUAUUAGCUACAGACACAAAAAAUGUAUUUGUAUUUGAAAGCCUGUGAUCUAUAUCAGUUAUUAAUCCCUAGAAAUUGUUGUGUCAGAGCAGCUUCAAACCUCUGGCAUUUUUAUUACUCGAGAUCAAA
Molecule: messenger RNA, 1980 nt
Organism: Pocillopora verrucosa
Lineage: Eukaryota; Metazoa; Cnidaria; Anthozoa; Scleractinia; Pocilloporidae
Source: RefSeq, a predicted model, not a curated record